CCAGGUGCCGAGUGGAUACUGGAGGAUGAACAAUGCAACGCUGUCCUUUCUGCCGCGGGGAUGCAGUCCUCACCGCCUUCGUCCAGCUGCGCUCCUCGUGGCUCGUGCGCCUGUAACGUGCCCUCGAUGUCUCACACCGUUCCACGCUCUAUGCCAUUCCUUUUUAAGAUCUCCAUCUUCCCCCCCUCCUCUUUUCUCUCUGGUCUCACUUCUCCUGAAUUCCUCGCGGUGAAUCGAUAAAAAAGUAACUUUCACAUCCCCAAUCCCGACGCCACAAUGGCGUCCCCGGAAGUUAGAAAGGCUAUCUCGGAAGCCGCUUUGAAGUAUGUGAAGCCGGAGGGGAAGGUGUUUGAAUAUGGUACUGCAGGAUUUCGCAUGAAAGCUGAUCUGCUUAACACUGUUGUAUUUGCAGUGGGAUUGCUCGCAGGCCUCCGCUCGAAGAAGCUUAAUGGACAAUGGAUCGGUGUCAUGGUCACCGCGAGUCACAACCCCGCGGAGGACAAUGGCGUCAAGUUGAUCGACCCUAUGGGGGAAAUGUUGGAAGCGGAGUGGGAAAAAUAUGCAACUAAGCUGGCCAACUGGCCGCUUGAAAACAUUGGCGAUGCCUACGAUGAACUCAUAAAGGAGAUCGACGUCAACAUGGAUAAUCCUGCGCGUGUCGUCUUCGCUCGCGAUACCCGUGCCUCUGGAUCUCGGCUCGUUGGGGUCUUGAAUGCUGCACUCACUGCUACUCAGGUCGAGUUCUCUGAUCUGAAGUACUUGACGACACCUCAACUCCACUACAUUGUGAGAUGUAAGAACACUUUGGGGACGCAGUACGAGUAUGGAGAACCCACGGAGCAGGGCUACUACGAGAAACUUGCCGAAGCUUUCAAGAGGGUUACGAAGGGUGUCAAAAUCCAGGGGUCUCUCACAGUCGACUGCGCAAAUGGUGUCGGUGGACCUAAGCUCAAAGAACUAGUCAAGUACCUGCCAAGCGCAGCAGAAGGCGGCAUUGACAUCAAGAUCGUUAAUGACAAUGUUAUCAACCCGGACAGCCUGAACUUUGAGUGCGGUGCCGACUACGUAAAGACGAAGCAGCGUGCUCCGCCAUCGUCCAAAGCCGGUGUGCUCGAUCGUUGUGCAUCUCUGGAUGGCGAUGCUGAUCGCUUGGUUUAUUACUUUAUCGAUGAGAGCAACACUUUCAGACUUCUUGAUGGAGACCGUAUCGCUACCCUGGCGGCCUCCUUCAUAGGUGACCUGGCACGUAGUGCCGGCAUUGCUCAGAAGCUUAAGAUCGGUGUCAUCCAGACAGCUUAUGCAAAUGGCUCCAGCACAGACUACAUUGAGAAGGUGCUCAAAGUUGCAACCGUCUGCACGAACACUGGCGUAAAGCACCUUCACCAUGCUGCUCUGAGGUUCGAUGUGGGCGUCUACUUCGAAGCCAACGGACACGGAACGAUCACAUUUUCCGAGAAUGCACUGAAGGUCAUUAAGAACAGCGAGCCACAGUCCCCCGCGCAGCAGCACGCGCUUGAUUGUCUCAAUGGCCUUACCGAUCUGAUUAACCAAGCCGUCGGUGAUGCUUUGUCGGAUAUGCUUCUUGUGGAGGUCAUCCUUGCUCAUAAGAACUGGGGCCCCAAGGAAUGGUUGGCAACCUACACCGAUCUUCCCUCUCGCCUGGUUCGUGUUGAGGUGGCCGAUCGGUCUAUCUUCAAGGCAUAUGAUGCUGAGCGUAAACUCGAAUCUCCUCCUGGACUCCAGGCCAAGAUCGACUCCCUCCAGUCCCGCUACAAUAAGGGCAGAAGUUUCGCCCGAGCAAGUGGAACCGAAGAUGCUGUUCGCGUCUAUGCCGAAGCAGCCAGCCGCUCUGAAGCAGACGAUCUCGCAACACGCGUGGCAAAUGCUGUUCGUGAGGCUGGUGCUGUGAAGGAAAUCGUACAGUCUUAAAUGAAUCAGCACUUACCAACCUUCCAUUUUCACAUUUGUGUCUUCCCAUUCCUCCAAUUUUCUGAUGCGGGUAGGAAUAUACUAGAGGAAUGGUUACCUAUCUUGUGGGCUAAUAAUGGUGGAAGGAACGUGCAGACUGUAGCAGAUAGUGCGGGUCCCUUUGGUACCCGUCACCCGCAAUCGCGGCUAUCUUUUUUUGGGAAAAAGUGAAGAUACCAGAAUUUUUGACACGUCUUAUUUGAUGCGCAGAUAAAUAUAUAAUAGAGAUCAAUUUAAACAGUUCUAUGAUCAACUUGAGA
This is a messenger RNA of Paecilomyces variotii, 2228 nucleotides long. RefSeq names its product N-acetylglucosamine-phosphate mutase. The record is from RefSeq and is a predicted model, not a curated record. The transcript is spliced from 6 exons. Lineage: Eukaryota; Fungi; Ascomycota; Eurotiomycetes; Eurotiales; Thermoascaceae. Gene Ontology annotation, molecular function: magnesium ion binding; phosphoacetylglucosamine mutase activity. The coding region runs from base 277 to 1929 and encodes 550 amino acids. Gene Ontology annotation, biological process: UDP-N-acetylglucosamine biosynthetic process; carbohydrate metabolic process.